This is a messenger RNA of Lottia gigantea (owl limpet), 1577 nucleotides long. RefSeq lists its product as hypothetical. The record is from RefSeq and is a predicted model, not a curated record. The coding region runs from base 87 to 1577 and encodes 496 amino acids. NCBI's taxonomy places the organism in Eukaryota, Metazoa, Mollusca, Gastropoda, Lottiidae. Gene Ontology annotation, molecular function: diaminopimelate decarboxylase activity. The transcript is spliced from 9 exons.
CGUAUGGUUUGGUCUCCUAUAUUCAUGUGACAUAACAUAUAGUAUAUAUUCAGUGUACUUGCCAUUUAUUAAUCAAAUAAUGUCAAAUGGCUUUUACAUUCAGGAAUAACUAUCUACAUUGUGAGGAUGUCAAAUUAAAGGAUAUACAGACUAAGUUAGAGCAGUGUUAUUCAGAGUCAGCAUCUCCAGUGUUUAUUUACAGUCAGCAACAGCUCGAAGACAACAUCAAGGCAUAUAAAGAUGCCUUAGGACAAAUACCGAAUCAGACCACAGUGAAUUAUUCCAUUAAAGCCAAUUCUAAUCCAGAAUUACUCAAGAUCAUUAAGGACGCAGGCUGUUCUCUGACUCUUGUUAGUGGGAAUGAGUUGAGACUGGCUCUGAAAUUGGGAUUUGAUCCAAAGAAGAUCCUAUUGAAUGGUAAUGGUAAAACGCGAUGGGAAACCACCCUCGCGGUGAAAUCCGGAUGUUUGAUUAAUGUAGACAGUGAUUUUGAUUUACGGCAGGCAAUACAAGUUUGUCACGAGUUGAAGGUCGAGGCCAAUAUUUUGCUGCGGAUAAAUCUAAAUAUCGAUGUAAAUGUACAUCCAUAUGUCAGUACAGGCAUGGCGGGAUCUAAAUUUGGUAUUGAUGAAGAUCAACUUGAUAAUAUUCUAGAUAUAGUUAAAAAUACAACUUAUAUAAACGUAGUUGGAUUACAUUGUCAUCUGGGGUCAACUAUAGAAGAUCUUGUUGCCAUUAGGUUAUGUAUGAAUAAUCUGAAGAACCUUGCAGUAGAUUUAAAUAAAUUGCCCUUUGUGAAUCUCAAAUGUAUCAAUAUUGGUGGAGGACUGAAUAUAGAUUACUAUACUAGAGGUGAUGAUACCAAAUCCUGUCACCAUGAGACUGAUAGCCAAUUAGAAGCUGUGAAUACCUGGAUCAAAUCUGUAAGUGGGAGAAAUGGAAUUGCAGCUCAGAUGAGCAACGUUCACCAGUCUUACAGUAACAAAGAAUGUACCCGAUCACAUUGGUUGAACACCCUAAGAGCUGGCGAAUCAGAAUUGAAUGUAGAUCUUCCAGAAAGCUUGAAUAAGGAACAUUUUCCGAAUCCCGGUGAUUUAAUUGGAGAAUUAAAGGAAGUAAAUUUUGAUAAAUCUUUUGACAUUAUAGUAGAGCCUGGUCGUUCUAUAGUUGGCAAUACGGCGGUGUUAUUGUCCACUGUUCUGGGCUGUAAGGAGAGCGGUAAUAUUAGGUUCAUUAUAACUACUGGUUCUAUGACUGAAGUAAUCAGACCAAGUUUAUAUGGAUCUUAUCAUCAUAUAGAUCUAAUAGAACCUUCCCGACACUCAAGACGCUAUCUGUACAAUGUUGUCGGUCCCGUUUGUGAAUCAGCCGAUUUCCUUGGAAAGGAGAGAUUUUUAAACACGCCUCAUGUUGGGUGUGGUCUAGCUAUAUGGGAUGUUGGUGCUUAUUGUUACAGUAUGGCUUCCAACUAUAAUCUAAGGGGACGAGCAGCAGAAAUAUUAGUUAGUGGGUCAACAUGGAGGAUUAUCAAGAAGCCAGAAAGUUUUGAAGAUAUGAUGACAUGUUAUUCCUGUUAA